Molecule: messenger RNA, 5166 nt
Organism: Acanthoscelides obtectus
Lineage: Eukaryota; Metazoa; Arthropoda; Insecta; Coleoptera; Chrysomelidae
Source: the annotation of a GenBank genome assembly
UCGAAACAAGGAAGCGAGAGAGAGAGAUGCCACAUGCGCAGGACCUGUCAUUCAUUUUUUAAACAGUGUACUUACGAGAGACGUCGUAGACAUGUUUAGCUUCACCCAGUCUUAUGUGGUUUUGUGUCUUCACCCCUACCACAUAUUAUCCCCUACUUGAUGAGCUUAACCUCGUAUCACUAGUCUUCGUGAGUUGGAGACACUGAGCUAUUCAUAUUGUUGGCAACAAUGGCGACACUGAAACAAUUCUUCGGUCUGGCGUCUGGCGGAUCUCAGUGUCAUAUUAGCAACUUGUCAAUUAUUUUUUUCUAGUUGUGAAUUCUAGGGUUAAAAAGUUGAGUCUUGAAUAUUUAUUGAAAAGAAUUCCACAAAAAUUAAGUAUUUACAUAGAUUGUUGUAUCGAUGAGAAAUUCAGAUACUUUACAAUAAAAUAUUUCAGUUUAAGGAAUGGUAUGUUUUCAGCCCACAACUGUAAUCGUGCAGCUUUAGUAUUUACUUUAAUAUUUACCUUUGUAAUUAAAAUUUGGAUGCGUUGAUCACACUGUAAAUGGAUUAUUGUAUAGUAAUUACAAAUAUGAAUUCAAUAAUUUUAUAGUAUAUAACAUACUUUUCAGGUGAAACCGUUUCAUAGUAUUGUGUAAUAUUUGCAAAGGAUAAGGAUAAUAUUUACAGUACAUAAUGAGUACCGAAGUUCAAAAAUCGGUACGUACACCUAAAAGGACGCCAAUAACCGACGACUACGACAUUACUAAACAAGUUUUGGGCCUAGGAAUCAAUGGCAAAGUUGUUGAGUGCUUCAGCAAAGCUACUAAAGAAAAAUAUGCACUCAAGAUUUUAGUUGACAGUGUUAAAGCCAGGCGAGAAGUCGAUUUACAUUGGAGAGUCAGCGGUUGCCGCCACAUUGUAAAUAUCAUUGAUGUUUAUGAAAAUAAAUACAACAGCAGCACAUGCCUUCUUGUUGUUAUGGAAUGCAUGGAAGGAGGUGAAUUAUUCCAAAGAAUCCAAGAUCGACCUGAUGCAUUCACUGAAAGAGAGGCUGCUCAAAUAAUGCACGAAAUAUGUAUAGCUGUCAAAUAUCUUCAUGACAAUAAUAUAGCUCACAGGGAUUUGAAGCCAGAAAAUCUGUUAUACUCUAAAAGUGAUACUUAUGGUGUACUUAAACUAACAGACUUUGGGUUUGCAAAAGAAACAUUACUGAAAGACACUUUGCAAACACCUUGUUAUACCCCUUACUAUGUUGCUCCAGAAGUAUUAGGACCUGAAAAAUAUGAUAAGAGCUGUGAUGUAUGGUCAUUAGGCGUUAUUAUGUACAUUUUGUUGUGUGGCUUUCCGCCAUUUUACAGUAACCAUGGCCUAGCGAUAUCUCCAGGGAUGAAAAAAAGAAUAAGGAUGGGCCAAUACACAUUUCCUGAUCCAGAAUGGCAGAAUGUUAGUCAAGAUGCAAAGGACCUCAUCAGUGGAAUGUUGAAUAUCGACCCUGCCAAAAGGUUAACAAUUGAUGAAGUUAUGAGUAAUAGGUGGAUUGCGCAAUAUACUGCGGUUCCCCAAACGCCCCUUCACACAAACAAGAUGUUGAAAGAAGGUGUAGAAAUAUGGCCGGAAGUCCAAGAAGAAAUGACUCGAUCACUAGCCACGAUGCGCGUCGAUUAUGACCAAGUACAUAUAAAAGCUCUGGACAAUUCCAACAACCCUUUAUUGAACAAACGGCGUAAAAAGACAACAACUCCUAAUAAUGCCUCAAAGCCAUAGUCUUAGGUUAAUUUCAGAGUUAGUGGCUUCAAGAAGAGGAUGUUACAUAAUUCCUUUGAUUGACAUAUUCUACCAGAGAUAGAUACCAAAUUCUGUUGAAACCCUGGAGCCACCAACAACGUACGCUUACGAAGUCUGUAAAUUAAGCGAUGAGUGAUUUUUAAAAAAAAUUCCAUUCAAAUUUAAAUAAUUUUAUAUUCUUACCCUCAAAUUGACUUCUUUCUGAAGCCACACAGCGCUGAAGACGGUUAUUCCAUUCCUCCUAGCAGCACUGGAACUUCGAUACUGAAAUAGCAUUCAGCUUACAGACGUUUGAAUGUCUUCGACUGUCCCGAAUUGAGUUCCCUUGAGGUAAUUUUUCAACUUCGUGAAAAAGUCACAAGGACUCAAUUCGGGUGAAUAAGGAGGCUGAGGAGCCACAUGAAUGUUUUUACUGACCAAAAACUCGUUUAUUGACAUUGCUGUGUGACAAGGAGCAUUAUGGUGAUGCAACAUCCCGUUCUUGAUCUGAUGAACGGUGGUGUUGAUCAAAUUUAACUCUUCCCCGAUCAAUCUGACUGUCAACCGAUGAUCUGAACGCACAAGAUCUCGAAUUCUGUCUAUAUUUUCAUCCGCUCUCGGAGAUGAAAGCCGAUCGCUUCGUGCUUCAUCUUCAAUCGACUUUCUUCCUUCUGAAAAUGCCUUAAGCCACCGAAAAACCUGGGCUCCUGACAAAAUACUAUCUCUGUAGGCCUGUUUAGCAAGACUUUCCGUUGCACUGUGCCCUUGUUUGAAAAAAUUGAUCUCACUCAUUUUUAGAAUACAAUAGAAAAAACCUUUUCACAAAAAAAGUCGCUUCGGACGAACAAAUAACUCGAGCGAGUUCAAGCUUGUACCGAAGGGGGAUCGCAUGUUCCCCUGACUAUCGUCCAAGCCCGGUGCCAGAUCGAAUGCUACGUUGCCGGUCUCAUCACUUAAUUUACAGAUCUCGUAUAACUAUAUACGUGUCGAACACCGUCUUUAGGCGCCAGCGUUGCCACCUCUCGGAUUGUUUUUUUUUAAUUCUGUGAAUACGAAAUCUUAGGAGUAAUUACGAACGAGGUUGAUGUAAAGAAAACUUAUACCAAGAGAACACCAUUAGGCAAGACGAAUAAAUUAGAGGGAUGAGAGGACAUUUCGUAUAAAUGUGUGUUCUUAUUAUUUGGUCAGAGAUAGAAGCGGUGUUGCCAGAUAGAUAAUCCUUCUGGAUUAAUUCAUUGUUUAUCACCUUGUCGUGAAAGCAUUUUUCAUUCAAAUUUACUUUUGUUAUGACAUUUAUUCAUGAUGGGAAUAUUUAUUAUCCGUUUUCAGUCUAUGAAAUUUAUUUUCCAUUCAAUAAAGUUAUGAAUCACACUUUUUACGAGUGCUCUUCGCGUCGAGCUUUAAAUUAACACAUAGCUAUUUAACUUUUAGGGUCCUGCGCGGAAUGAUACACGAUUUAGUUUAGUAACAAAGAGGGACAUCAGUUUGUCUUACGCUAUUUAUGCAUCAAUUUCAACAUUCUAAAUUGGAGCUUGCUAUCUUGACCCAUUCAAAAAACAAGUAUGGUUUUUUAAAAGCCUGUAUUCUCAGGACUCCUUUUAGUCGGAAGCUACGGUGGUCAAAUUCAUUCUAUUCUAGAUAUUAACAGUUUUGCAACUUUUUGAUAAGCAGUGAUAGAAUAAUAUGUUCUUAUGGCUAAACACAGACUGAAACCACAGAAACCGUGUUUCUUUACACUCUCCUGUAAGUAAAUAAGGAUCAUUACAGACCAAUAUUCUAUUUUUUUCCUCUUCUAAAGGAAUUCCUGCAAUCCUAUUUGGCAACAUGGCUGCUACAAAUUAAAUUAUAUGUGAACAUCCAAAUACAUCAUGUGGUUGAGUAUUUUCUUGGAGAAUAUGUUAAUUAAUGAUAAUACAUGAUGUUUCAGGAUAUGUGUAUAAAAAAUAGUAUGAAGUUUUCAUGGGCUUCCCUAAUCCACAUAUUUUGGGACUCUGUAUUCAUAAUUGAUAGAAUGUUAUUCAUGUGAGUGCCUUGUCUUGUUAUACUUACAUAUACAUGGUGCGAUCCACUUCUUUUUGCCACGUUCUUGCAUGGACCUAAAAAAACAAAGCUAGAUUUUAGUUUACUCGAUGUAAUUUUGUUGUGCUAAUACUAUAAUUUUUACUGAUAGAUGAGGAUUGUCUGGAAGUGGUUUUUUGCAAGCACUGUUGAAGAUACAAGUUUACAUUUAGCUGAAAUAUACUAGUCUAAUGUGAAUAGUUUAAUUUUAUGAGAGAUAAGGCUCAGUUCUCUAAUAGUUGACACUAAACAUGUGAAGAUUUUGGUAUAUAAUGAUGGACUGUGUGCCUUCUUCUAUCUGAAAUGAAAGUUUAGAGUUUGUAAUAUUGUGGCUUUAACUCAAAGCCUGGUAAGUCCCUAGUUGAUAUCCUUGAUGCUGUUUUGCUUUCCACACCAAUUGGAGAGAACUUUCUUUACUUAUAGUAAUCACGAAAAUUUUUGAAAAUGAGAUGUGUAUAUACAUCACGACAAACCAUGUCACUCAUUGCUCGCACAGUCUGUGUGUCAGCUAAUCAAUUUUUUGUUUCACUUUCCACGCCAGUAGGUGAGGGGAGUAUUGUAAUCGAGAACAUUUUCGAAUUUGAGAUACUUUUUUCAAUUAUAUGACUUACAUCACAAGAAAACAUGUAACUUAUUUCUGACUAUACAAAGUGGGUCUGCGUGACUCUAUAUUGUAUUACUCAUUACUUGUUAACUUGCUAGUGACUAUACUGUAUAAUUUGCAGGUUAAAUUCGGUCUGCUAUUUCACAUCCACAUAAAAUGAGGAUUAUUAAAAUGUAGUAAAUAUUAAUAUAUUCUUAUAAAAUGAGUUGUGGCAAUAUAUACGAGUAUAUAUAUUUGUAUAUGUGUAUUUUUUGUAGGUAUUACUGUGAAUCAAAUGAUUUGUCAGGCAAAAUCUGUAUGGAAUAUGAAUAUACCCUAUUUCACGAGCAUUCAUCACGGUAGAAUGACAUAGUAAUAUCUCAAAAUUCCCCAUAUCGGCACAGGACACAUAAUUCUGACGGAUCUGUCAGCGUCAGGUAGUCAGAGCCGUAUUUUGUUUUGCUUUUUUUGUACGCUACAGAUUCAUUUUGUACUUGCUAGCAGCUCUUUUAUUUAGGAAAGUUCAUUUGCAUAUAAAAAACAAAAUGCUACAAACAAGUUGUACUCGACACCCUAUUCAUUAUUGCCAGCGUCGCAGACUAACAUGAAAAUGUCACUUGCUGAUCAGCUGUUCACCUCAGUAGACGUCAAUGCGUGAUGGAUACUCGUGAAAUAGGGUUUAGGUGAUUUGUUAUGUAUGCUAACUUAAAUAUUUUAUUUUUAGAAGUAUUAUUACGAGUAUAUUAAAACUGUUGAUUAAAUCAGUAGAAGACAAA